GUCUCUAUUUGCUUUUUCUCCUCUUUGUUUUCUUCUCUUCCUUUCACCCCUGCGGUGGCGAAGAGACGUGUGGUGGUCUGCCGUUUCACACACACCCGCACACGCACGCACACACGCACAGGACAUAAACAACCGGGCCCGCGCCGACCAUACAAGACGGUGAGGUGCUGCUGGGUGCUUUCAUCCCUCCUUUGUCUGUCGAAAAAAACAAAGCCAUAGACACGGCAGCAAAAAGAGAGAAAGGAACCUAUAUAUAUAUAAAGGGAUACCCAAAGCAACAGCGCGCGAACGGAAGGAGAUUAGAAGAGAAGGAGAAGAAAAGAUGCCCUUCACCGACGUGUACGGGGUCGAGCAGUUUCGCGAGCUCGUGAAUGAGCCGACGUUGACGGUGGUGUGCUUUAGCGCUGUGUGGUGUGGCCCAUGCAAGACGAUUGAGAAGGACUUGGAGAAGUUGUCGUACGAGUUCACCAACGUCCGCUUUGCCAAGGUCGAUGCCGAUAACAACACCGAAAUCGUGUCCAAGUGCCGGGUGAUGCAGCUACCUACCUUUAUGCUGGUGAAGGGAGGUCAGCUCGUGGGGUACGUAAUCGGGGCGGAUGUGUCACAGCUCAGAGUGAAGAUACGUGAGGAGCUGAGAUGA
Leptomonas pyrrhocoris is the source of this 640-nucleotide messenger RNA. Its product is annotated as putative mitochondrial thioredoxin. Gene Ontology annotation, molecular function: protein-disulfide reductase activity. The record is from RefSeq and is a predicted model, not a curated record. Bases 323 to 640 code for a protein of 105 amino acids. The transcript has a single exon. NCBI's taxonomy places the organism in Eukaryota, Euglenozoa, Kinetoplastea, Trypanosomatida, Trypanosomatidae.